GACGUCUAUUCAUUAACCCCUUGCAGUCUCAAGUUUGUCUCAGCGUACCCCGCGCCGAGGCUGACAUGGUAACAACAACCGCGCCAGUUGCGUCAUCGGUUGUCGUCGACAACUUGACAGCUCGGCCCCGCGUCUGUACACGCGUCCCAAAUGGCUGCCUGGCUGUCAAAGUACGCGGCUUCAGCGUUUGCGAGCAAGUAUUCACGAAGUAUCUGGAGUUUUGGUUAUAGCUUGCUCUCGCUUCGAUCGUAGCCUUCCAAUUAUCAAGCCUCUUUUAAGUUUAAAGAAUAAUCACGUCGUACUGACCUGAUCUGAUUCGUCUGCCCCACUGUCAUCAUCGGCGGUUGAUUCACUACCGAAGCUCCGCCAUUGCCACGCGUGGUGGUGUAAUCAACUCGUCUUGCAUUUUAGUCGCUAGGAGGUUCAUCUUACUUCUUUCUUUGUUUCCCUGCAUUCCCCAUCAAUCUUCAGUACCAGACAUUAUGCGUUUCUCUCGCGUGGUACCAUUCAUCCCAUUGGCUUCGGCCUUGGUGAUCACCGAAGCUGAGGUCUUCGAGAAGCUAGCCAAGUCCAACAGGCAUAUUGAGAAUGCGAAGCUGUCAGGGAACGAGCUCCUCGACAAUGCUCAAGAUAUCCUCGAUGACACCCUCAACAAGGUCAAGGAGAGCGCACAGGACAUCUCCAGCCGGAUCUACGACGCUGGUGCCAAUGUUGAGUUGUGGUUAGAAGGCUCAUCAUUCGACGACGCUAUCAUCAACUUUGGUGGCGGUGAUGAACACCAUCCUCACCACCCACCCCACGAUGGGCCACCUCAUCACGGCCCUCCCCACCACGGUGGACCUCACCACCCGCCUCAUGAUGGUGAUGACAAGCCUAACAGGACAGUCUACGAGCUCAUCAACGAGAGCAAGUACACCACCAAGCUUGCUAAGCUGAUCAAUAAGUAUGAUGACCUCGUUGAGACGCUCAACAGCACUAAGGCCAACUACACCAUCUUUGCCCCUACGGAUGAGGCUUUCGAGAAGAUCCCCGACCAUGGAAAGCACCCCUCAAAGGAGGUUCUCAAGGACAUCCUUCUGUACCACGUCAGCCCUGACUUCUACCCUGCUGGCCGUGUGCUCCACAGCUACACCAUCCCGACUCUCUUCGAGCCCGAGAAGCUUGGCCACAAGCAGCGUCUGACUGUCCGCGUCACCCUCAAGGGCCCCACCAUCAACUUCUACAGCAAGUUGGUCGCAGUCAACAUUUUCGGCACCAACGGUGUCGUUCACGGUGUCGACUCAAUCCUUGUCCCUCCCCCCAAGGUUGCAUCUAUCAUCGAGCUCCUCCCCGGCGAGUUCAGCACCCUCGAGCUCGCUCUCCAGAAGACCGGCUUGUUCGAGAAGAUCAACAACACCGACUACCCCCACGAGGGGGGCACUUUCUUCGCCCCCUCCAACUUCGCCUUCCAGAAGCUCGGCCCCAAGGUCAAUGCCUUCCUCUUCAGCACCUACGGCCAGAAGUACUUGAAGGCUCUGCUCAAGUACCACAUCGUUGUUAACCAGACACUCUACACCGAUGCCUUCUACGAUGCCAGCAAGAGGCAUGAUGAUGAGAAGGCUGCUGACCGCCCGCCAUACUACCACUACGACUUGCCCACCGUGCUUGACGACAAGUACCUUGCUGUCGAUGUCGCCAGGUACGGACCGUUUGUGUCGAUCCGCAUCAAUGGCUUCUCGCGCGUCACUGUGCACGACGGUGUUGCCAACGAUGGUGUCAUCCAGGUCGUCUCUGAUGUCCUGAUCCCACCCAAGAACGCCAACGGCGAGCAGGUCAUGUGGCAGGGCGAGGAGCUUAGCGUUGAGGAGUUCAAGCAGCGCCUUGAGCCUUUUGCUGAGGAGAACAUCGAGUUGUAAUGUUUGUCGAUGGAGGCGGUUGAGGUUGAAGGGCUGCGUGGCUAGCGCAUGUCUACCUGUUAUGAUGAGAGAACUUUAUUGAGCCGCUAUGGCAUUGUACGAUCUUUAUGGAGUCCACGCUAUAUUACUAUCUUUUCGUACGCAUUAAUAGCACAGUGCUGCACCCCGUGAAUACAACGAAUUCUGUAGAAUCAACGGCCAACAAUCGGCAUCUUCAAUCUACACAUCUCACCGCUCUUUAGCCGCUCGUGGUAAAGUUUUCGCACGUUGCUAUGCUCGUUGGUCAACGUCAUCCAUCCGUUAGCCACUGCCACAUUGAUGCCCGAAGUUCUCGGUGUUGUCAAGUCAACUAGUCUACGUAUCCAAGUCAACAAU
Macroventuria anomochaeta is the source of this 2270-nucleotide messenger RNA. RefSeq names its product FAS1 domain-containing protein. The coding region runs from base 483 to 1895 and encodes 470 amino acids. Gene Ontology annotation, biological process: macroautophagy. NCBI's taxonomy places the organism in Eukaryota, Fungi, Ascomycota, Dothideomycetes, Pleosporales, Didymellaceae. The transcript has a single exon. The record is from RefSeq and is a predicted model, not a curated record. Gene Ontology annotation, cellular component: fungal-type vacuole membrane.